Messenger RNA from Glycine soja, 3002 nucleotides. RefSeq lists its product as uncharacterized. Gene Ontology annotation, molecular function: protein kinase binding. The record is from RefSeq and is a predicted model, not a curated record. The transcript has 5 exons. Gene Ontology annotation, cellular component: cytoplasm. Bases 593 to 2662 code for a protein of 689 amino acids. Lineage: Eukaryota; Viridiplantae; Streptophyta; Magnoliopsida; Fabales; Fabaceae.
AUAGUAAUUCUCUACGGGAGGUAAUUCUGCUUGCCACUAUGGGCGACAAAGUUUUCCCUUCCAGGAUUUAAUACAGUUGCAUAUCUGGGAUUCGAACACGAGACCACUAGUUAAGCUAAAACAACCCGUGCUGGUUGAUCUAUGUGCUCGGUGGUUGGGUCUACUUUAUUUGUUCCUGUGGGCUAGGACUGCAUCUCUUAUGCGUAUCUGUCUCUGGAUUCUGCUGGUUGCAAAGGAAUUUCUUUCACUCUGGCCGCUAUAACAAAGUCAAACUAUUCUCGCACCUCUAGGAGGGUGUGGGGUGACGAAGAGGGAGUGAUUUGGCUUUGUGUUUUGCGUAGAUCAAAGUCAUCAGAUAUAUGGAGAUUGUGCCGUGUUUCAGUGGGCUUGUCGCUUGAUUAUGGCUAAGGGUGGCUUUUUCCUGUGUUGCCAGAAGCUCUUUCUAGUUUGCCACUGAAUCUGAGCAAAUUUGGUGUCUUUGGUUAGGCUUCUGGAAAAUUGAUGCACAGUAUAGAUUGUAAUUGAUAUUUGUUUUUCUGUCUUAAAGAAAGUUGUGUUUAGAUGUAGCUGUCUACGUCAUUGCAUUGCAGCAAUGUUUAGGUUUUCUUGUUUCCAUGCUAAUGUCCAAGGCAACAAGGCAAAGAAAACAGUUCAACCCUCUUCUGAAGCAAUGGUGAAGGGUUUGCAAGAUGUUACGGAAAAUCAUGGCUGUAAAGAUUCAUCUAAUCUUCCAUGUGCAUAUUCAUCCCCUUCGAAAGAACAAGCACACAAGCAAAUAAAUGUCAUGGAGAAUCAUAGCAAUUGGGAUUCUGUUGGGCGCAGUUGUAGGUCAGAGGAUCUGAAUAGCAAGUUUUCCUUUGAAAACGACAACAAUGUUCACCAAACUAGGCAUAUUAAGAAGAGCCAGUCUCUUCAAAGUGGGCUUGAUCAAGGCAUCAGGGAAGCUGAUGAAGAUCUUGGGUUGUCGUGUGAUGGUGCCAAAAGCCAGAAUGAGUCAACAAUUUCUAUUAGCAGAAGGUAUCAUGAUGCAAACCCCAUUGAUCAGUAUGGAAAUAAUCCAAACGUUGAGUUUCAAGUCAGUUCAGGUCUUGCGAAUGAUGGCUCACUUUUUUCAAUAGGAGACCCAAUGCCUUCAGAUAAAGAUGCCCAUGAAAUUUCUGAUACUCCGUUAUCUGUUGAAUUUGCUGGUGACAUUCCUGACCAGACUUUUGUUCCUGGUAGCCUAUUUCUAAGGAAGUCACGUUCUUUACCCAAUAUCAGAGCUUCUAUACUUUCUUCUGAAAGAGAUGCUUUUAAACAUGCAUUGUCAAGAUCUUCCGAUGAUCUUCACGCUUUACGCAUGUGGCAGAAAGAGGAAUUCAUCAAUGAGUUUGAUGAUCAAAUAAGGGCAGAUCAAGAAAGAGAGAAUGACAUGGGAAAACCUGAAGAUGGUCGUAUGGACAGUUUCUUUGAUGAUGGUUUUGAUUCUUAUCUGCUUUCUGGUUCAGCAAAAGACUGGGUAAUGCCAAUUACAGAUGAUACAAGUAAUGUCAAAACCCUUCAAGGAGAUUCUUUAGUUGACUGUGCGGGUGAAUUUCCUAAGAAGGAUUUUAAGAUUAAGCGCAUUGAGGAUUGGGUAAUUGGUUUGCAGCAUUGUGGGCCACCUCUAGAGGAAACAAAUGAAGAUUUGCCUGAAGUUAUUGAACCUUUAAUUGAUGUUAACACAGUAAAUGGCGUGACUGCUGCCAGUGUGAAUCAUAAGGUCACUCCAGGAAUGGAAGCAGCUAAAAGAUAUAUAUCUUCUCUGAGUGCUAAUGCCACUGCUGCUCAGCUGGGAAAUCAUGGGUUGGUUGUGAUCCCCUUUUUGAGUGCAUUUGUGAGUUUAAAAGUGCUCAAUUUGGCUGGAAAUGCUAUCGUGAGGAUAACUGCUGGUGCUCUUCCUCGCGGACUUCACGCAUUGAAUUUGUCGAGAAACAAGAUCUCCACUAUAGAAGGAUUACGUGAACUUACUCGGCUUCGUGUCCUAGACCUCAGUUACAACCGUAUAUUAAGAAUUGGACAUGGUCUUGCAUCCUGCUCAUCUUUGAAGGAGCUGUACCUGGCUGGAAACAAGAUCAGUGAAGUAGAGGGUCUGCACCGCCUCUUGAAACUAAGUAUUCUGGAUCUCCGUUUUAACAAAAUUUCAACAGCCAAAUGUCUAGGCCAACUUGCAGCCAACUAUAAUACUUUGCAAGCUAUCAACUUGGAUGGGAACCCGGCCCAGAAAAAUGUUGGAGAUGAACAGAUGAAGAAAUAUCUGCAAGGCCUUCUUCCCCAUCUUGUCUACUACAAUCGGCAGCCUAUGAAAGUGAACUCUUUGAAGGAUGGAGCAGAACGUUCGGUUCGGUUAGGAAUGAAUUCCCAUCAGUUUGAUCGCAGCCUUAGAGCGGAUCGCAAGACCACAAGGAAGGGCAGCCAAGGUGUUGCAGCCACAAGGAGGCCAUCAACUGCUUCUACUCAUGCUCGCAGAAGUGUGGACUCACCAAAACUGUCCAAGGGCAAGCAGACUCUCCUGCCACCAACUAGAACCAAAGUAUCAACCCAAAGUCGGUAUCAUUUUGAUUCUCCCAGCAAAGUAUUGAACUUGGUGUCAGAGCGCUCCAUGCGCAAGAGUCGCAGUGAGGGAAAUUUUGGAGUUCUGUGAGAGGCUGUUCCAUACCAAAUUGAUUUGUUCACCACCUGGUUUUUGGAGUGUGCAUCUAUUUACUUUGUCGUUUCGUAUUUGUGUUUUGUUUUCUGUUAUCACAGUUUAUCCCCUCUCUUUUCAUUAAGUUUGGUGCACUAGAUAUUGAUACAUUGAUUUGUGGGUUGUAAUGCCCAAUAAGCUGCUUUCUGCCACAGUAUUUCUAUUCCAUUAUAGGUUGUUGUUCAGUACUUUCAGAACAUCAUUUUCAAUUUGUCUGAAGAGCAAGUAUGGUGCAAUUACAAUAACUUUAUUAUGUGGGAUUGUCGUGCUGACCCCUAAUGAAAUUUGGAUUAAACAA